Messenger RNA from Lycium barbarum (goji berry), 3691 nucleotides. RefSeq names its product multiple C2 domain and transmembrane region protein 6. NCBI's taxonomy places the organism in Eukaryota, Viridiplantae, Streptophyta, Magnoliopsida, Solanales, Solanaceae. Bases 146 to 3370 code for a protein of 1074 amino acids. The transcript has a single exon. The record is from RefSeq and is a predicted model, not a curated record.
UCAUUAUUUUAUUUAGAAUCAGAAGAGAUAUACUACAACAUGACCAAAGACUUUGACAGGCCCCCACACCCACGCCACCCCACCCCACUUUCCACCAAAAAUGCCUACCGAAAUUUAACAAUCUAAUUCCUAGGCCCCCACCCCCAUGCCCCAACAACCCCACCCUAACUCUUCCCUUGUUUUGCAAUAUCAAUCUCCUUCACCGCCUACCCUGUCAUCUCCAUCUCUUUUUCCCUUCAAUUCUACUCCUUACCCACCAACUAAGGGUGCUAAAAAGAACACUUUUUUGUCUCUUAAUUAUCUCCUACUCACCAAAGAACCAAACUUUCUUGCUUUAAUGGCUAAGUUAAUAGUUGAAGUUCUUGAUGCAAGUGAUCUGAUGCCAAAAGAUGGUCAAGGUUCAGCAAGUCCAUUUGUUGAAGUAGACUUUGAUGAACAACGUCAAAGAACUCAAACUAAAACCAAAGAUCUCAACCCUCAAUGGAAUGAAAAACUUGUUUUCAGCAUCAAGAAUCCAAGAGAACUUGAACACCAAACUAUCUCUGUUUCUGUUUAUAAUGACCAAAAGCAUGGUCACCACAAGAAUUUUCUUGGUCGUGUUAAGAUUUCUGGUUCUUCUGUACCCUUUAAUGACUCUGAAGCUUUAGUGCAGAGAUACCCUCUUGAUAAAAGAGGACUCUUUUCACAUAUUAAAGGUGAUAUUGCCUUAAGAAUCUAUGUUGGUGAUGUUCCUGGUGGUGAUAAUGUUAUUCCAGAGAGUUUUGCAGUGGAAACUGAGCAGCAAAAUGUGAAUAGGGGUGAAGAUAGGACAACCCCUUUUACUCCAAUAGUGCAAGAAAUUAACACAAACAACAACUUUGAAGAACAGUACAUGAAGGAAACUGAAAUCAAGAAAAAGAAGAAAAAAGAACCAGAGGUAAGGACUUUUCAUUCUAUUCCAGCACAGGCACCUGUGGCUGAGAAACCACCUGUGAUGGUGGAGAGAAGGGCUGAUUUUGCAAAGGCUGGUGGACCUGUGGCUAGUAAUGUAAUGCAGAUGCAAAUGCCUGGUGGUCCAAGGCCUGAAUUUGGGUUAGUGGAAACUAGACCACCUUUGGCUGCUAGAAUGGGGUAUUGGGGUAGAGAUAAAACUGCUAGUACUUAUGAUUUGGUUGAGCCGAUGCAUUUUUUGUAUAUUCAUGUUGUGAAAGCUAGGGAUCUUCCUGUUAUGGAUAUAUCUGGGAGUCUUGAUCCUUAUGUUGAGGUCAAACUUGGGAAUUACAAAGGUGUUACUAGGCACUUUGAGAAGAAUCAAUACCCUGUAUGGAACAGUGUUUUUGCUUUUGCUAAAGAAAGGCUGCAAUCUAAUUUGAUUGAAGUUAGUGUGAAAGAUAAGGAUGUUGGGAAGGAUGAUAUUGUUGGCAAAGUUAUGUUUGAUAUUGCUGAAGUCCCUGUUCGUGUUCCCCCGGAUAGUCCUUUAGCUCCACAAUGGUAUAGGUUGGUGAAUAAGAAUGGGGAGAAGGUUUCACAAGGUGAAAUCAUGCUUGCUGUUUGGAUGGGAACUCAAGCUGAUGAGGCUUUUCCUGAUGCUUGGCAUUCUGAUGCUCAUAUGGCUACUCAACAAAAUUUGGUUAAUACACGGUCCAAAGUGUAUUUCUCCCCCAAAUUGUAUUAUCUAAGAGUUCAUGUUAUUGAAGCUCAGGAUCUUAUACCAUCAGAUAGAAGCCGAAUGCCUGAGGCGUAUGUGAAGUUACAGCUUGGGCAUCAGGGCAGGACUACCAAGCCCUCACCGAUGAGACACAUUAAUCCGGUGUGGAAUGAGGAGCUAAUGUUUGUUGCAUCUGAGCCUUUUGAGGAGCAUUUGAUAAUAGAUGUUGCGGAUAGAGUUGGACCGGGAAAAGAUGAAGUGCUCGGCAGGGCUAUGAUAUCGGUUAGAGAUAUUCCACCCAGACUUGAAAAUGUUAAGCUACCUGAUGCUAAAUGGUUCAAUCUUCUCAAGCCUUCUCAUCAUAUGGCAGAUGAAGACCAGAAGAAGAAAGAAGUGAAGUUCUCCAGCAAGAUUCACCUUCGAAUUUGGAUAGAUGCUGGUUACCAUGUUCUUGAUGAGUCCACUCAUUUUAGCAGUGAUCUUCAACCAUCAUCGAAGUACUUGAGAAAGCCUAGUAUUGGGAUUCUUGAAUUAGGCAUUCUCAGUGCCAAGAAUCUGAUGCCAAUGAAGAGUAAAGAAGGUCGAAUUACGGAUGCAUAUUGUGUUGCUAAGUAUGGGAACAAAUGGGUUCGAACAAGAACACUCAUCGACACUCUGGCUCCUCGAUGGAACGAGCAGUUCUCUUGGGAAGUGUUUGAUCCGUGUACUGUUGUCACCAUUGGGGUUUUCGACAAUUUUCACAUAAAUGGCGAUGAAGCUAGAGAUCAGAGGAUUGGUAAGGUGAGAAUUAGGUUAUCGACUUUGGAAACCGAUCGGAUCUAUACACAUUUUUAUCCAUUGCUAGUACUUACACCCUCAGGUUUAAGGAAACAUGGAGAGCUUCAUUUGGCCAUAAGGUUCACUUGUACAGCUUGGGUGAACAUGGUAGCACAGUAUGGGAGGCCAUUGCUCCCAAAAAUGCAUUAUGUGCAGCCCAUUUCCGUGAGGCACAUUGAUUGGUUGCGCCACCAGGCAAUGCAGAUAGUGGCUGCCAGGCUGGCAAGGGCUGAGCCACCUCUAAGAAGGGAGGUUGUUGAGUAUAUGCUGGAUGUGGAUUACCAUAUGUUCAGCCUCAGAAGAAGCAAAGCUAAUUUCUUUCGCAUAAUGUCACUGCUUUCUGGAAUUUCGGCAGUUUGUAGAUGGUUUGAUGGCAUUUGCUUUUGGAAAAACCCUUUGACAACUAUCCUUGUCCAUAUGCUUUUCUUGAUAUUGGUUUGCUACCCGGAACUCAUUUUGCCAACAAUUUUCCUCUACCUGUUUGUAAUUGGCUUGUGGAGCUACAGGUUUAGGCCUAGAGCUCCACCUCACAUGGAUGCUCGCCUUUCGCAAGCUGAAAAUGCUCACCCAGAUGAACUGGAUGAAGAAUUUGAUACGUUUCCAACUUCCCGGCCAACAGAUGUUGUGAGAAUGAGGUAUGAUCGGCUGAGGAGCGUGGCCGGGAGGGUGCAAUCUGUGGUUGGAGAUUUGGCAACACAAGGUGAAAGGGCACUUGCCAUACUAAGCUGGCGGGAUCCGAGGGCUACUGCUAUAUUUAUAAUCCUUGCAUUGGUCUGGGCUGUGUUUCUAUAUGUUACUCCAUUCCAAGUAGUUGCAGUGCUCACUGGCCUUUACUGGUUGCGCCAUCCACGAUUCAGGAGCAGGUUGCCAUCAGUACCUGUCAACUUCUUCAAGAGAUUACCAUCUAAGUCUGAUAUGCUUCUGUGAGAUGCCGGUAAAUGUUCACCUUAUCUAUGUAUUCAAGUGUAAAAUAGAGAGAUGGUUUCACUGAAUAAGUGGGAUGAAAGGCUGCUACAGAAGAUACAAAUGGAAGAGCAGUUUCCCUGUUCCCCCACUCCCCAGAAUCCCUAUUUACAUAAUGUACUUCCCACAUUCUUCAAGCUCCUGUAUUAGAUAACAAGUCCUUUUUGUUUUUGGUUGAUAAUGGAAUCAUUCUAUGUGGUUGUAGAAUAUAGUUGUUUGUACCUGUCUAGAUGUAAAAAAGGAUUGCAUAUCAAAGCUGAUAGUAGAUAAUGUUCCCAUCUUCAA